GGUGGGUUGCCAAUCUAUGUUAAUCAUCCUUUUGUUCCUACAAUCAGGACGGCUGAAGAGUGAUAAAAAGGUUGCAUUUUCCAAACCUCAGAUUUUUAAAAAUCUGUAUUAUUGCCUAGGAGUACAGAAGCUGCUUUUGGUAGUAAUUAUGAACCCACCCCCUCACUCCAAUCUGAACAUCACUUUAUUCUUUGCAAAAUUGUCCCCAGUAUUCAAAGUAUCUGUGACCUUGAAGACGCUAUGGCACAAGGAAGUUUGGCUAAUAACUUGGAGGAUCUGUUCUAGUUUGUAUGGUAGCGUUGUGUAUACUUUGGUACACGGGCUGUGUACCAGAGAUAAAUUAAAAAUGGCAAUUAUUGAUCUUUAACGAUGAGUGUGUUUUGCCCCCCCGGGGGGAAAGUGACAAAUUUGUGAGCGUAAACUGAAAAGGGAAGGCUAGAUAUGAUCUGAAGCAGUGGCGGGGGACACACAGGAUCCUGCUGUGGACAGUUAUGGGGGCUAAUCUCAAAACUGGUGGUAUCUGGAAACAUAUGUUUAAACGUAGGGGGUGUCAGUUGGAGCAAGGAUAGAUACUGCUCAGUGCCCUCAUGUGGGUGACCUUGUGCUGGGGCAGCCAUUGGAGGGGGCGAGAGGUGAGGGCCUUGGCGUGUCUUUGGGUAGCUCAUGUCAGCCAUUUUGGUGUCUUUGACAGGAUUUUGAGUCAACCUUUUGGAAAAUGUGGUUGGUGGUGACAAAGGGGGCAUUUAUUUAAAUAUGUACUUUGUUUUCGGAAUAAGAGAUAGUGACACAAUCUUGCGGCUAGACGGCUAUUUUGGGGGGAUGUGGUGUUAGACUUGGCAUGGAUGCCUGUGCUGUGGAGUCGUGAAAAAUCCUUCAGCCGCGCUGGGCUGGAGAGGCAGCCAUGAAAACAGCCUGCCCUCACAGACGUCCCUAAAGAGCCCCUUCUCCUCCGUCGUCUCCCUCGCUUUUCCCCUCCCCUUCUUCCCAUUCGCCCCCCCCCCAGCCAAGGCACCACGGCUUGUAGCCAAUCGGCUGCCUCUGGCUUCUCGGCACAGGCCAAUCGGAGAGCGGCGGCGGAGGGCUGUUGGCUUUGUACACGACUGCGGCGUUCGUGCCUUCUCUCUUCCCGCCGCGCUGCACACGCAGGAUGGAAUUCUGGGGGACGCGGGAUUCGGAACCGUUGGCCCCCACAGCAGAAAACCAAUAGCAAACGCCCGGCCCUUUUUUCCCCGCCCUGGGGCGCGCGGAAUUUAAAUAUGCAAAUCGUGAAAGGAUGUGCACCGCCUCUACAGUGAUCACUUGUGUGUGGGAAAUAAGAUAUCCACUAUGCCGAGGGGAGGGGAGGGGUUGGGAUUCCCACUUUGAUGCUUCCCAUUGUUGUCACUGCCUCCCCCCCCCCAAAGAGAGAGAGAGAGAGGGAAUGCAAUAAACUGAUAAUGAAUGAAUGGGUAUAUGCAAGAGAUUUUUUACAAAGCUUUGCAAGAUCUGAGUGUUCUGGUUCAAAACAAAGUAACUUUGUACACCUGCAAGUUCAGGUGAGCAAACAGAGGCUUUACACAACCAGAGUUGCUAGAACAAAGCACUUUUUGCAGGAUCUUGCCCCCCCUUGCAAAGAAAUGUUAAAGUGAGCUUUGCAGAACCUGAGCGGCUCAGCUAAAUUCUUGCCAUGUUCUCUGGGCUGGAGUAGAACAAGAAGUUUUUUUAUAAUAGGUCAGUUGUGAAUUAUAGAUUCAAAUGUACAAGCUGAGCCAGACACGCCAAUGCUCAACCUCAAAAGUGCACUGUUUGUUGCUUUUAGCAUAAAUUUGGAAUGAUGUCAGAAUGAAUGCAAGUAUCAAGUGACCUGCCCUAGUUCCAUUGAUUUGAUUGUCCUCGGGAUUCCUAGUGGGUGCUGGCAGGUUUGUUUUCAGACACAAGAACCUAUCUCUGGGUACUUCGGGUGUUCAGAGAUGGAUGUGCAUAUGUUUUCCAGUUUAUUGACAUUAACAAUUUAAACAAACAAACAAACAAAACCCAUUUUCCUUGAAGCCUCGUUUGCUUCAGCAGCGACCAGUGUCUGCUCCUUCCUUGAAAUGCCGUCGACUUGCACCUGCAGCUAAGCCACCAAGACCCAGACUGGGGCCUACCUUGCCUUCUCCAAGAGCCUUUGCUGAGAAAUGCCCAGAAUCUCUCAUCGCUUCCGGGGCUGUCGAAUUCACAUCAAUGUCGUUCAGUGCCACCAUUUUGUUCUCGCCUCCCAACGCCAAAGAGGCCAAAUGCUGCUGCUGCACCUGCAAGCAGGAGCCCGGCGCUCAGGGAGCUGCCCCACCACCCUCAUCCCCACCUUGCACUCCCAUCACGGUGACAGGGACUGGGCUAUCAGUGCAGUCGUCGGACCAGCUCCUCCACAUCAUCUAUCAACGUGUGGAGAAGGCCGUGAGCCUUGCGGAGGUGGCGCUGAGCCUAGCCAGGGCCAACAACGAGACCUUGAGGCGGCUGGAAGAGGAAAUGGGAGCAUUGCGCCGCGGAAUGGGCCCAACCCUCAAAGCGAGCCCCCUGGGUCCUCCAGAGGAGCAUCAAGAGAACAAUGAUGAGGAAGAGGAACGAGAGGCCGAGGGCUUCAGAAAUGGCGUCCAGGUGGUCAUUGAGGAGCUGAGGCAGCUGGGGGCAGCAGCAGCAGCCGGGCCACCUGGCCACUUGGGUUUCUCGCCUGUGCAGCUGGGACCUGGGGGCCUUGGUGGGGUAACGGAAGAAUCUCCCACCGUAGAUAGCUCCAUGCAGCGGAUCUAUGCCACACCCGCUUCUCCUGCCCCUCAGAUGCCUCCUCAGCCUGUGGAUGAGCCUUCUCUCUCCUGCCCAGAAGUAUCCCCUAACAGCAACACCCUGGAGGACACCAUGCUGCAUUCAGAGGAACCACGUUUUUCUUUGGGCUUUGCGAGUCUGCCUUGUAGAAGCCGAAGCAUUGGACAGAAGAAUGCACGGCGCAAGAGAGACCUAGUGCUUUCAAAACUGGUCCAUAAUGUCCACAACCACAUCACCAAUGACAAGAGGUUUGAUGGCUCUGAGAGCAUUAAAUCUUCAUGGAAUAUCUCUGUGGUGAAAUUCUUGCUAGAAAAACUGAAGCACGAAUUGGUAUCAAAUCACCACAAUUAUACUGAUAAAGAGCUAAAAGGGGCCUGUGUGGCCUACUUUCUGACAAAGCGACGUGAAUACCGCAACUCUCUCAAUCCCUUCAAAGGGCUUAAGGAGAAGGAGGAGAAGAAACUGCGCAGCAGACGCUAUCGGCUCUUUGCCAACCGUUCGGGGGUAGCACGCCUGCUUGGCCCGGAAGAGCAGCGUUUGUGGCAAGGUGUAACUGAGGAGCUCAUGUCCGAUGAGGAAGACAGCCUGAGUGAGCCGGGGGUGUGGGUGGCGCGCCCCCCACGAUUCCGUGCUGCUCCCCUCACCCAGCUCUGCUACCGGCUGGACGCCAACUCGAAGCACGGCACCAAAGCGAAUCGUGUGUAUGGGUCACCCUCGGACCGUCUGCCCUCUGCGGAAGCCCAGCUUUUGCCCCUGCACCUCUACAACCCUCUCUUCCAAGAGGAGGAAGCCAGGGCUGGCACGCCGCCUCACCCGCCCAGCCACAAAGGCUUCUGUCCUGAUCUCAACUCCUUCGUUGAGAUCAAAGUGGAAAAGGAUGAAUGACCUACAGUGUCUGCCCUCAUUUAGUAUGGCAGCCAAAGUAAUGGGGUGGAGAGAGGUCAGCCAACUGAGAGGCUUCCAACCAUCUGCUGAGCUCAGUCCUUCCUCAAGAUGAAGGGAGGACGUUGUCAUAUGAGGAAUAAGACGUCUCUUCACUCCACUGGAACCUCUUGUAGGUCAAGAGGGAGAAGAAACCGUGAUGGGGUAGGAAGCACUGGGGGGGAAAUACCUCUUCCCAGCUAAGAUGGCUGAUCUGUACUCAACUGGUUGACCAACCUCGUGAACUUGAAGGGUAGAGAAUAACAAAGAGAAUUCUCUUCUCUGAGCCUGAGAUUGGCAAACUUGACACAAAGUAGGAAUUCCCUUAAAAUAACGGCUCCGGUUGGGUCAGAGACUUGGGAGAACCCUUUGUACUCCAUAGCUUCUCUCCUCCAUCUUUGAGUUUUUGAUCAUGGAAACUGAAGGCUGACAGAGGUUUAAGGGGGCUGCUCGGUUUGGUGGGCCUGCUCUUUCGACCACAGAGGGGUUGGGAGAACACUGAGGGGCCUCAUGCUGGACUUCUUAAUUGAGAGCAAUGGUUUUAAAGGGGCAAUAUAAAAAGAUACCUGUAGAA
Molecule: messenger RNA, 4276 nt
Organism: Hemicordylus capensis (graceful crag lizard)
Lineage: Eukaryota; Metazoa; Chordata; Lepidosauria; Squamata; Cordylidae
Gene: C6H14orf93
Product: chromosome 6 C14orf93 homolog
Exons: 6
Coding region: 2203-3666 (487 amino acids)
Source: RefSeq, a predicted model, not a curated record